AAAACAUCAUAUCACAAAGCAAUCACAAUGAGAACUCGGAUACUCUUCCGCCUCAUCUUUGCCUUUCUUUUCAUCUAUGGUGCUCACUCUGUUACAAUAACUGUAACAAACAAUUGUCCGUACACCAUCUGGCCCGGAGACUUGACAGCGAAUCAGAAACCUCAGUUAUCAAACACUGGAUUCGAGCUACCAUCCAAAGCAUCUACAUCACUAGAUGUCCAAGCUCCGUGGAUCGGCCGGUUUUGGGCCCGAACCGGAUGCUCCACGAAUGGCUCGAGAAAUUUCACUUGUGCUACUGCGGAUUGUAGCUCCGGUCAGGUUUCAUGCAAUGGCAACAGUGCAAUCCCGCCAACGUCUUUGGCAGAAAUCGAUAUUGCAGCGAACGGUAAACAAGAUUUCUACGAUGUAAGCCUUGUAGAUGGCUUCAACUUGCCUGUAACGGUAGCUCCACAGGGCGGUUCCGGUCCAUGCAAGAGCUCGAGUUGUCCUAUCAACUUGAACUCGGCUUGCCCAACAGAGCUACAAGUGAAAGCGUCCGAUGGAAGUGUUAUCGGUUGCAAGACUGCAUGCAUAGCAUUCAAUCAGCCACAGUACUGCUGCACUGGCAAUUAUAGUACCCCUGAGACAUGCCCACCUACGAACUACUCCAAAUUCUUCAAGGACCAGUGCCCUCAAGCCUAUAGUAAUGCCUAUGAUGAUCAAACUAGCCUCUUUACGUGCUCUGGUGCACCUGAUUACAAUAUCACGUUCUGUCCAUGAAUAAAAGAAAGGAACGUGUAAUUCCUUUCUCUAGGGUACAAAGUCACGGGACUCCUUAAAUGGGGUUUAGCCCUUAUUUUCUUAUUGAUCGCGGAUUUAUGUCUUCGAUCAUGAACCUAAAGUUUAUUAUAUUUAAGUUUAUUCUAGAAA
This is a messenger RNA of Alnus glutinosa, 909 nucleotides long. RefSeq names its product thaumatin-like protein 1. The coding region runs from base 28 to 759 and encodes 243 amino acids. The record is from RefSeq and is a predicted model, not a curated record. NCBI's taxonomy places the organism in Eukaryota, Viridiplantae, Streptophyta, Magnoliopsida, Fagales, Betulaceae. Gene Ontology annotation, biological process: defense response. The transcript has 2 exons. Gene Ontology annotation, cellular component: extracellular region.